Molecule: messenger RNA, 630 nt
Organism: Sungouiella intermedia
Lineage: Eukaryota; Fungi; Ascomycota; Pichiomycetes; Serinales; Metschnikowiaceae
Source: the annotation of a GenBank genome assembly
AUGAGUUUCUUCAAAUCUUUCAAAAACAAGUAUACACCAUUGGCACAGGAAGAUGGUGCACCAUUGCCUCCUCCUGUAACUCAACCUUCAGAGCCUCAAUCUGGAUUCAAAGCUCGGAUGCAGAAGUUGAAUCCGUUCAGAUCUCAGAGCAUAUAUCUAGAGGACGAUAGCAACUAUGUCACCCUGGAACCUGGGUAUUUUGAAUUGUCACGAUGGGACCGAAUGUUGAUUUUUGCAUUGACGUUUGGCGGAAGUGUCUGCUGCUACUUGAUCUGCAUCUUUCUCUUCCCAGUUCUCUCACUAAAACCUCGGAAGUUUGCCUUACUUUGGUCGUUGGGGCUGAUCUUCUUUUUGGUGAGUUUUGGUGUGCUUCAGGGCUUCCAGGCAUAUGUCACACACUUACUUUCGUCCACCCGGCUCAUUUUCACCGUGGUGUUUGUCACUAGCAUUAUCUUGACCUUGAUCUCGAGUUUGUCGUUGAAGUCUACUCUUCUCUCCAUAUUGUUUGCUGCUAUCCAGCUAAUUAGUGCCAUUUGGUACACGGUCAGCUACUUUCCUAUGGGUCAACAAACGCUCAAUUUGGCGUCUUCGGUUGCACGUUCCCAGGCAGAGUCCUGGCUCAAUACAUAG